Molecule: messenger RNA, 3243 nt
Organism: Zea mays
Lineage: Eukaryota; Viridiplantae; Streptophyta; Magnoliopsida; Poales; Poaceae
Product: pentatricopeptide repeat-containing protein At4g14820
Exons: 5
Coding region: 69-1802 (577 amino acids)
Biological process (GO): RNA modification
Molecular function (GO): protein binding; RNA binding
Source: RefSeq, a predicted model, not a curated record
UUGUGGGUCAGCCGUCAGCCCAACAAACGAAAAGGCGCAUACGAUUCAGGAAACGUGGGCCGGAGCCAAUGAACGUGCACAUGCAGCAGCAGCACCACCUCCGUCAGCUCCGAGCCGUCCUCCUCCGCCGCGGCCACCCCGUCCCCCCACCGCCGGCGACCCACCCGGACCCUGACCGGGCCUUCCUCGCCGCCAUCCGUGCCGCCGCCUCCUCUGCCCCACGCCUCGUGCUCGCCGCCUGCGCCUGCCUCCGCCGCGCCGGCCUGCCCGCACCGGGGCCCCGAGCGCUUCCGGCCCUGCUCCGCUCCGCUGCGCGCUGCGAGGGUGCUGGCGCGUACGUCGCGGCCACGCACGCGCUGGCCGUCAGGACAGGGGCACUGGACGAUGGGUUUGUCGGAACCGCGCUGGCCGGGGCGUACGCGGCGUGCGGGUGCGUGAGGGACACGCGGAAAGUGUUUGACGGAAUGGCCGUGAGGGACGUCGUCUCCUGGGGCGUCAUGCUUGAUAGUUAUUGUCAGACUCGGAACUAUAAAGAAGCUUUGCUUCUGUUUGCUAAGAUGAAGAAUUCUGGAGUUGUUCCAGACCAAUUGAUCCUUGCUACUGUUCUACCAGCUUGUGGUCAUAUAAGGCAUUUGAGAAUCGGGAAAGCCAUUCACUCGUACAUGUUGGUGUCGGACAUGAUUAUCGGCGCUCACAUUAGUAGUGCUCUCAUCAGUUUGUAUGCUAGUUGUGCGAACAUGGAGAUGGCAGAAAAGCUAUAUAACGAAAUGCCAAGGAAGGACUUGGUCUCAUCAACUGCCAUGGUUUCUGGGUACGCCAGGAAUAGAAAAGUCGAGAUUGCUCGCUCUAUAUUUGAUGGGAUGCCAGAGAAGGAUGUUGUAUCUUGGAGUGCCAUGAUAUCAGGAUAUGUUGAUAGUAACCAGCCUAACGAAGCACUGAGUCUGUUCAAUGGUAUGCAAGAGUGUGGUAUCAGGUCUGAUGAAAUUACCAUGUUAAGUGUCAUAUCUGCAUGUGCUAAUUUAGGUUCCCUCGAUAAAGCCAAGUGGAUCCAUGCCUUCAUUAAGAACAGUGGGUUGAAUAAGGUACUGCACAUUUGCAAUGCUCUUAUUGAUAUGUUCGCCAAAUGUGGGGGUAUUAACCUUGCAUUGAAUGUCUUCAAUGAAAUGCCUCUAAAGAAUGUUAUCACCUGGACAAGUAUGAUUAGUGCCUUUGCUAUGCACGGUGAUGGGAAAUCUUCCUUACGUCUGUUUGAGCAGAUGAAAGAUGAAGGCGCUGAACCCAAUGAAGUGACAUUUCUUAGUUUACUUUAUGCUUGCUGUCAUGCUGGUCUAGUUCAUGAAGGCCGUUUAUUGUUUAGCUCGAUGGUUCAGCAAUACGGGAUUGAACCCAAGCAUGAGCACUAUGGUUGUAUGGUGGAUCUUCUAGGAAGGGCUAAACUUAUGCAAGAAGCAGUUAGUCUCAUAGAGUCAAUGCAUUUAGAGCCCAAUGUGCCUAUCUGGGGAUCUCUUUUAGCAGCAUGCUGGAUGCAUGGUGAUCUCAAGCUCGGCGCUUUUGCUGCCAAGAAAAUUUUGCAGUUGGAUCCUAAUCAUGAUGGAGCAUCUGUGCUUUUAUUGAAGAUAUACAUGAAAUCUGAUAACUUGAACAAUGCUCAGGAGGUGAGGGGAGUAAUGAAACUCCACAGGGUCUCAAAAGAAACAGGCUUGAGUUGGAUGGAACUGAAUGAGCCUUUUCAUGAGUUUGCAGCUGGAGGUGAAAAACAUCCAGAAAGUGGCAAGAUCUUCCUUCAAAAAGUUGUGAAUUAAAGAUGCAUGGAUGUUGAGGAUAUGAGAGAAUAUGUUUUGCUGCAUAGUGGGAAACUUGUUUUUUUUCCUGCCAAGUGAUUUAAGGAGAAUUGCGUCUCAUUGUAUUAAGAAGAAAAGUAACCAGGGUCUAAAGAAGGCCCGAUACAAAAGACCCCUUACGGGGGCCAGAAACACGCAUACAAGAAGGAUUGCUUACUGCAAUAGUACAUCGAUUGGUAAUAUCUCUUGCAUGGGCAGAGACUGUGGAAGGCAAUGGUUAUUUUUCAAAUCUGAUGAGCGAGUCAUUCAGCCCACUGCUUGACCUUGAACUGAAUACCAAUUCUCAAGAUCAACUGUCACAGAAUAUGGUAGCAGCACCAACCGAGAGACCAAAUCAGAGAAGAUCAAAGAAUUUCAGCGAGCAGGAAGAUGCACUAUCGGUGUCAUCUUGACUCAAUGUUAGCAUGGAUUUAGUUAAAGAAGCAACCGAACUAGGAGCACCUAUUGGAAUUGAACCUAUGAUCACACUUCCAUUCCAACGAGGAUUUCCCCUCAACGAGCAACCAAAAUCCUCUGAUGCAUCGUUGGGGCACAAUGUAAGAGAAUGCCAACUAGUUAGUUGGAUGCAGACACAAAUUAACUGUAGGGGCCAAAGUGGUAUGACGACUACACAAGAAAGAUUGUGGAAGCCUGUGGGGUGCUCUAGCCUGAAGAUCACACCAAGUCUUCCCAAUUCCUUCGUUGUCGGAAUCUCUUCCUCUCGCGUCGUCGCGACAGACUGUUCCUUGAGGAUUACAGCAAGUGCUCUGCCCGCAUCCCAAGUUCAAGUGCAGCUGCCGCUUUACCCAACGAUUUUAGUUAGGGACAAUGAGAAACCAUGGAAAAGUAUAGCAAAAUCGACAUGGACAACAAGAAGUGAACAAGGAUAGGUUUUGAAAGCGAAGUGACAGUGUUCCCCCUGCUGAAUCUUUUGUGCAAGAAAGCCUAUGGUUAUACGUGGUAUUCUCAUGACAAUAAGUUGGUUGUGAUAGACUAGUCAGUCCUUUUUGAAGGCAAUGGCUGUGGUGUCCUUACACAACCACACAGGGAUUGGCUGGCUGAGCCGUUGGGGUGGUCCUUGCAUUGGUGCUACUCUGGUUAGUACUCCUACUUAAGAGUGGGAUGUUGUCACGUUGCUACUAACUCUGUCAUGACUGUGAUGUGAUAAUGUUAAGAAAAUAAGACACGGACAAGCCAAAGCUUUGUCCAAAGGUUGCGUUUCUGAGACAUUCUUCUGAAUCGAUAUUUCAAUAGUGCAAGGAAUUUGCUUUAUUUUCAUUGGCCAGUACGAACUGCCGAAAUUUACUUAUUAUUUUUAGCGGCCAGGAGUCCACCGAAAAUCAUCCGAACUCUGUAGUGGAAGCUGCAAGAUGUUCUGUUGUAUUCUAUUUCAUACCCUGCACUGUUGUGGUGGUAUUGUUUU